CUCCGGCUCGCGGUGAGGGGCCCGGGGCGGCUGGCUGGGCUUCGGGGAUGAAGGUUUGGCCGCUUCCAGGGCUGGGUGGACGCGUGGAGGUGGGGGUGAGGCUCCGGACCCGGCCAGGCUCCGAGUGCGAGGUCCCGGGCUGGGGAGCGGAGCGGGAGGUCCCCCAUUCGGUUUGAGGUCGCACUCAGAAAACCCAAACAAUAGUGAGGACCCCGCCUCUGUGCUUCACCUUCUCCCCGGGAGAGUAGAGGGUUCGCCCCAGGAUUCGCCGCCUUUCCUUUCCCACCGCCCUCCGGAGCCCGGGAGGCAGGGCCCGAGCUAAGAGAGCAGCGGCAGGAGGUGCAGCAGGAUGAACGUGGGCACGGCGCACAGCGAGGUGAACCCCAACACCCGGGUGAUGAACAGCCGCGGCAUCUGGCUCUCCUACGUGCUGGCCAUCGGGCUCCUCCACGUCGUGCUGCUCAGCAUCCCCUUCGUGAGCGUCCCUGUCGUCUGGACCCUCACCAACCUCAUCCACAACAUGGGCAUGUACAUCUUCCUGCACACGGUGAAGGGGACACCCUUCGAGACCCCGGACCAGGGCAAGGCAAGGCUGCUGACCCACUGGGAGCAGAUGGACUACGGGGUUCAAUUCACAGCGUCGCGGAAGUUCCUGACCAUCACCCCCAUUGUGCUUUACUUUCUCACCAGCUUCUACACCAAGUACGACCAGAUCCAUUUCGUCGUCAACACUGUGUCUUUGAUGAGCGUGCUCAUCCCCAAGCUGCCCCAGCUCCACGGAGUCCGGAUUUUUGGAAUCAAUAAGUACUGAGGAGAGAGCCUCUUUCCCUGACCAGAUGGCGGGAGAGCGGUGGAAGCUGUGCUGUGUUGCUGAAGACAGGAGUCUCCGGAGACUGCCAGAGCUGGGGGCUGAGCCUCCGGGCCGUUCCCCCUCACUUCCCCCGGUAGCCGACUUGAAGUAGCUUGUAGCCGGGUUGGGGUGGGACCUCCCCCCCACCCCUCAUCCCCCGGACUCUGACCGUCUGAUUUUUUGAGAAUCUUUUUCUUUUGCCUUUUGGAUAGAGACUCUGAGGGGGUGGUCAUGGCAUGAGCUGGGCUCCAGGCUGAACACAGACCUGUGAGCCUGGGACAAGAGGCCAGGGAAACCCCCUGCUCACUUGCUCAUUCUCAGACCGCUGAAGCACUUUAACCCCCGUGAGGGUACGGUACAGCCUCUAGAUUGUUCCACUUUAGUUCUCACGUCGUUAGGAUGACUCGCAGUGUGUGCUUGUAUUUAUGAAAGCCAGUGGGCGAUGGCGCCUCAUCCCUCUGGUGAGAACGUCUAAUCGAAGCCUCAUGCUUCUGUCAACUCCCCUACAGCCCCCCCGGGGAGAGGGUGGGAGUGGGGAGGUAAGGAGAGGGAUGGAGGGGCUGGGCAUGGACGGCCUGGUGAGUUGAGAUUCAGACAAAGGGGGUCACAUAGCAGCAGAGAUUGGUGGGAGGGAGGGAAGGGGGGAACAGAAGCUAGACGUCAUUCUUUGGAAAGUGGUCAGAGGGGCCCCUGCACGCUCGGAGAGUUAGUGUCCCCAUGGCGUGAGGGUGGAGAGACGAAGGGAGGCUGCGGUGGGUUUGGAGCUCCGGGGCCGGUGUGAUGGGGUGGAGAUGGUGUAAGAGGCUAUUACAUCGUUAAAGCACAGGCCCAGGUGGACACUGCUGGCGCAAUAUUGUGAAGGGGCGGGGACACGGACAGAAAUGACGAACGGUGCGGCCCUUCACCUCACAGCCUCUCUGUGUAGGCGGGCACUGGGCAGGGCCUCUCGUGUGACAUGUGGGGCUAUUGAGGCCACCCCAGGCGGGUCAGUGGGCUCAGAGUCCUGCCUGGGCCCUGCUGGUGCAGGGAAGGAGUGAGGAGGGGCAAGCGCUGUCUCCUCACUCCGAGGGCAGAGAGGUGGGCAGGAGCUGCCUUCUCCUUCCCCAGUCUCACUGGGGUCUGUGUUGCUUUGAAAAGGUCUGGGUUCCCCCUCCCAGGGCCCUGAGGAACGAGGGCAGGUCAUUGGCUGUUUUCUGCCUCUUGGGCCCCCAGCCCCCACCCCAUGUAUCAUAGGGAACUUUCACCUCAAAAUCUUUCUAAGCAAAGUGUGAAUAGGAUUUUUACUCCCUUUGUACAGUAUUCUGAGAAAUGCAAAUAAAGGACUACGUGUUCCUGA
This is a messenger RNA of Pipistrellus kuhlii (Kuhl's pipistrelle), 2186 nucleotides long. RefSeq names its product ORMDL sphingolipid biosynthesis regulator 3 (gene ORMDL3). Gene Ontology annotation, biological process: ceramide metabolic process; intracellular sphingolipid homeostasis; negative regulation of ceramide biosynthetic process. NCBI's taxonomy places the organism in Eukaryota, Metazoa, Chordata, Mammalia, Chiroptera, Vespertilionidae. The record is from RefSeq and is a predicted model, not a curated record. Gene Ontology annotation, cellular component: endoplasmic reticulum membrane. The coding region runs from base 350 to 811 and encodes 153 amino acids. The transcript is spliced from 4 exons.